AUGGCGUUAUCUUGGCCGCACGUUCUGCAGUUUCGUUCUCAACCUUCGAUCGGGCAUGCUAACUGCGUCUUCUUCUCCGAUCUCACUGAAUUCCGUUCUUUGGAACUGUCGUCCACUGGUUCCCUCACUCUGCUUCGCCGGUGCAAGUUCUCCUGUCCGUCUCCGGCGGCGCUGAAACCGGUGAAAUGCCUCAGAAAAUCUACGGAGGAGAAGCAGUGGAACGACGCCGAAGCCUCCGUAUCCGACUCCGACGAAGUUACCGAUGAACCAGAUGACCGGAACCAAAAUUCCGUUCCUGCAAACGGUCGUGUUAGUUCUCAGAGGAUUAUUUCCGGCGAUUCUCUUUCUCUCGGAGUUCGAGAACCGGUUUAUGAAGUCGUAGAAGUGAAGUCUAAUGGGAAAGUGUCAACAAGAAAAAUCAACAGGAGACAAUUGUUGAAGUCAAGUGGUCUUCGUCCUCGGGACAUUCGAAGUGUGGAUCCUUCAUUGUUUAUGACUAAUUCAAUGCCUGCUUUGCUGGUCCGGGAGUAUGCUAUACUUCUAAAUCUGGGUUCACUACGAGCAAUAGCAAUGCAAGAUUGUGUACUGAUAUUUGACAAUAAUCGUAUAGGUGGAAAAGCUUUUCUAGAGACAUUGCUGCCUCGACUGAACCCCAAGAACAACAAUGGAGGGCCAUCAAUGCCAUUUGAAGUUGAGGUUGUUGAAGCAGCAUUGCUUUCAAGAAUACAGCGAUUGGAGCAAAGAUUGAUGUACUUAGAACCCCGUGUGAGUAUGAGAACACAACAUUCUAGAAGAUCUUAA
Messenger RNA from Sphenostylis stenocarpa, 801 nucleotides. The record is from the annotation of a GenBank genome assembly. Lineage: Eukaryota; Viridiplantae; Streptophyta; Magnoliopsida; Fabales; Fabaceae.